Lagopus leucura (white-tailed ptarmigan) is the source of this 863-nucleotide messenger RNA. RefSeq names its product dynein axonemal assembly factor 3-like. The transcript has 3 exons. The annotation marks the transcript as partial. NCBI's taxonomy places the organism in Eukaryota, Metazoa, Chordata, Aves, Galliformes, Phasianidae. The record is from RefSeq and is a predicted model, not a curated record. Gene Ontology annotation, biological process: axonemal dynein complex assembly; motile cilium assembly.
GUGCUGGGGGAAGUCGACCCGCAGCACCCCGUGCCGGCGAGGCGUUCAGCACCGCCAUGCUGGACAGCGCCGGUGGACGGAGCUUUGAGGGGGCGUGGCCUCCUAACGUAUCGUGCAGCUGUUGGAGGGUUGUUGCCACGUGACCAACCGCUGCGAGUGGGCGGGACCUCAACCCGUUGCCACGCAGACGGCAUCUGUUUAUCCUUUCCCAUUGGCCAGGCCGUUCCGGUGGGCGUGGUUCGCGCCGUUACUACGGAGACCGCUCCGCUCGUUACCGUCCUCGCUCUCCCAUUGGCCGCGGCUUUCCCGGUACCGGCGGCAGUGCGCUUCCCAUGGCGGCGGCGCUGGAAGCGGCGCUGGGCACGGCGUGCUGCUGGGGGUUUUCCCCGGCUCUCGAUCUCCACGAGCACGGUGAGCUCUGCCGGCAUCCCAGCCCGGUUCCCCCCCAGAAUCCCCUCGCUGGGUUUUUGUUUCCCGGUAACCCCGGAUUUUUCCCAGUCCCGGACGCCGGCGGGGGCGAUGUGACGGCGCUGCUCGUGGGGGCGGCGGAGGGGCGGCACCUUUUGCUCACUGUCUCACGGGCGCACCGGGAGCCUCGCUCCGCCGUCACCAUCUUCGUGGCCGAGCAGCGUCCCGAGACGGUGGCUCGGCAGCUCCUCUUCCUUCUCCUCGCCACCACCGAACCUGCGGGGAGCACCGGACUGCGGGCCCGCGCCACCGCCCUCCUGGAGCUGCUGGGGUCCGUCCGCCUCCGCCCGUCCACCGCCCGGCUCCUGGAGGGCGCUGCGAGGCGGCUGCGGCGGUGGGUGAUGGAGAGGGGGGCGGAAGAGGAGGGACCCCCCCCGGAGGUGGAGCUGAUGAAG